AUGACGGCAACAUUGGAUAUUGUCAAUCAAAGCUUCGUUGACGAACUCUCUAAAGGUCAGCCACUAUACGAGAAAACCCCAAUUCAGGCUCGCGACAUCCUAGAGACCGUCCAACAGCAUACGCCAGCUUCCGACAUCACUCAAGAAACCAUCGAGAUUUCUUUCGAGUCGGGUACUGUCAAGACUGUCAUAUUCAGACCAGCUAAUUCUGGCAAUGAUUUGCCCACCAUCUUCUAUACCCACGGAGGUGGCUGGAUCCUUGGAAGCCCCACCGUCCACGGUUCUCUUGUGGAAGAUCUCGCACGACAAACCGGCGCAGCAGUAGUAUUCCCAUACUACAGCCCAGCCCCGGAGAAGCAGUACCCAGUCCAGUUCGAAGAAUCCUUUACAGUUCUGAAGUACAUUGUCGAAAAUGGCGCCAAGCACAAGCUCAAGACCGAGACGGUGGCUCUGGCUGGUGACAGUGUUGGCGGCCACAUGGCGAUUGCAAUGGUCCAGUUAAUCCAGGACCGCAGCCUCCCCGUCAAAGUUCCCCACCUUGUUCUCUUCUACCCCGUCACCGACACCAACGACAAGAGCGAAACCUAUAAGAUCUACAAGGAUGGGCCUUAUCUCAGCGAGCAGACCAUGGAUUGGAUGAUAGACGCUUUCCUUCCGAACAAAGCAGACCGACAGAAUACAUUGACGUCCCCUUUGAAAUAUGCAGCUGAUGAAGUGUUGUCCAAGUUCCCACCGACAACAGUGUUCUUGUCUGGCGCUGACCCGCUGAUUGGAGAAGGAGAAGCGUUUGGUCUGCGACUGCAGAAGGCUGGAGUUGAGACUGCGAUUAUCAAGGCUGAGGGCCAGAUUCAUGAUUACGUUAUGCUUGAGCCUAUUCGGACGACGGCCACCGCUAAGGCGGUUGUUGAGUUGGCCGCUCUGCAUUUGAAGAAGGGAUUAGCAUAG
Penicillium soppii is the source of this 945-nucleotide messenger RNA. Its product is annotated as alpha/beta hydrolase. Bases 1 to 945 code for a protein of 314 amino acids. The transcript has 3 exons. Gene Ontology annotation, molecular function: hydrolase activity. NCBI's taxonomy places the organism in Eukaryota, Fungi, Ascomycota, Eurotiomycetes, Eurotiales, Aspergillaceae. The record is from RefSeq and is a predicted model, not a curated record.